AUGUAUAGUACACCUCAACUUUUAAGACAUUUGGACAGGAUAUUCAGAUUUUUAAAGGGGCUGGAAAUAGGCAGUGUUGAAGUUGGUGAAGGUUUUUGUGCUUUGUGUGCCAAGGCGUAUAUAUGUUUAGUGACUUCCCUGAAGAGGAAAGAAAAUAAAACAUUUAAGAAGAAUGUGCAUUGCCGACCCACAGAAAGGGCUGGGGCUACUGUUAACAACUUUAGAUGGGAUAAGGGGAAAUUAGUUUUUCCGAGAAUUAAAUGUUUUGUUCCAUUAGCUUUCAUAAAAAUUAACUUACUCGGACAUAAAAUUCCCAAAAUCAAGAAGAAUACAAACCCCAUAGGCAAGAAAAUGAAUGAAAAAAUCACCACGCAACCGCGAAAACUGGAAGAAAUUCAGGUUGUAUUUACAGGUAACAAAGAAGAACAUUGA
Messenger RNA from Echinococcus granulosus, 432 nucleotides. RefSeq lists its product as hypothetical. Bases 1 to 432 code for a protein of 143 amino acids. The transcript has 3 exons. The record is from RefSeq and is a predicted model, not a curated record. Lineage: Eukaryota; Metazoa; Platyhelminthes; Cestoda; Cyclophyllidea; Taeniidae.